Molecule: messenger RNA, 1310 nt
Organism: Cuscuta campestris
Lineage: Eukaryota; Viridiplantae; Streptophyta; Magnoliopsida; Solanales; Convolvulaceae
Source: the annotation of a GenBank genome assembly
CGUGAUUUUUUAUUUUGUGGGUGGAUUUUGGACUGAUUUAUUUUGGCUAAUUUAAUUGGUGUGGUGGGCCUAAUUUUCUGACAAAAUUACCAAGAUCUGAAAUUUUUGUACCGGGUAUCUCGUCUAGUCGUUUGAUAUGACAGAAGAUGGGAAGUUCCGAAUUGAGAAGUUCGAUGGUAUAGAUUUCAGUUGGUGGAAGAUGCAAAUUGAAGAUUUGAUGUUUCACAAAGAUUUGGACGUGGUCUUGGGUGACAAGCCAGAAAAGAUGUCGGAUGCAGAUUGGGCAGGUUUGGAUCGGAAAGCAAUGUCCGUGAUCCGUCUCUCGUUGACCAAGAAUGUUGCGUUCAACAUUCUGAAGGAGAAGACAGCGAAGCGAAUUAUGGACGCGUUGUCUAACAUGUACGAGAAGCCAUCUGCUGCGAACAAAGUUUUUCUGAUCAGAGAGCUGGUGAACACGAGGAAGAAAAAUGACACUUCAGUUACCGAGCAUAUCAACAAGUUGAAUUCAAUCUUAGCCAGACUUUUGUCAGUGGGCAUUAAGUUCGAUGAUGAAGAUCAAGCUUUGCUACUGCUAUCGUCUUUACCUGAUAGUUGGUUCGGAACGGUUACAACGGUUAUCGGUUUAGUGGGACCUGAUGGAUUCACCUUUGAUCAGAUUCGAGAUCUCGUUCUUGGUGAGGAUCUCAGAAGAAAGAGUUCAGAGGAGUCAUCUGGUGAAUUGCUUCAUGUUGGUAGAGGCAGAAUUAAUAGCAGAGGCUCCGCGAGUGACGAGGAGGUCACUCUGACUUGCUGUGAGGAAAGCAAUGUGGAUUCUUGGGUCAUGGAUUCUGGUGUUUCAUUUCAUGCUACCCACAGCGGUGAAGCAUUGCAGAAUCUAGUUAUUGAAGACUUUGGAAAGGUACGACUUGCAGACGAUAGAGCUCUUGAUGUGACGGGCAUGGGUGACAUGGUGUUGAAGACUUCAGUCAGUUUCUGGACUUUGAAGGAUGUCAAAGUGGUUCCAGCCUUGAAGAAAAGUUUGAUUUCUGUUAGGCAGUUGGACGAACAGGGACACGAGGUGAAGUUCAGAGAUGGGCAGUGGAAGGUCGUGAAGGGAAAUCUUGUCAUGGCCCGCGGAACGAAGAGUGGUUCGCUGUACAUGGUCGAGUUACCAUCUGAGGGAGUGACCGUCCCAAUUUAGAAGAGAAACAAAGUCCGGUUCACAUAGUCUCGUGGGCAAAAGAAGGUUGUCUUUGCAAGAGAGAAACCUAGAGCCACAUGCCAGACUCAGGUUGGACGAGCGAGGAAAGGUUCAAGGAGGCCAGUCACAG